This is a messenger RNA of Rattus norvegicus (Norway rat), 4088 nucleotides long. It is a transcript of the gene Srp54a, whose product is annotated as signal recognition particle 54A. Lineage: Eukaryota; Metazoa; Chordata; Mammalia; Rodentia; Muridae. Gene Ontology annotation, biological process: SRP-dependent cotranslational protein targeting to membrane. Gene Ontology annotation, molecular function: 7S RNA binding; GTPase activity; GTP binding. Gene Ontology annotation, cellular component: endoplasmic reticulum; nuclear speck; cytoplasm. The record is from RefSeq and is a predicted model, not a curated record.
CAAGACCGAAGAAGAUUCUCGCCCAGCACGCGUAGCUAGACACGCGCCCGCCGCGAUCCCACCCUCCGCGGAUCCUCCAGUCACGAAGGCCAAAACGCUAAGCCCCGCCCCCUUGGGAAUCCCUCCUCUCGCGGCUGCCGAAGCCCUAAGCCUCGCCCCCUUGAGGAAUUCUCCUACACUUUGUCACUUAGUCGCUUUUCCUAAAGUCCUGACUUUCCCCGAGAUUGCACCCGGAGAGGGCCUGUUUCACUGCUAGCUUGCCACCGCAGUGAUGUCCAAGUAAGACACUAAGGCUACACUACAGGUCAGCGCAGGCAAAGAAACACCCCUUCAACCCUCAGCAGAGGGGAGCCGCAGAAAUGGGGCUUUGUGCCCCGGAAGCGGAAGUGUAUCUUCGCGAAGGGCUGAACUACGCUGAGUGAUGACGUCUCCUCAUUGGGCGGAAGGUUCGGUGGCAGUCGUCGGUAUUCCAGCUGGUGGGAGUUGGCUUAAGGGUGCUGGGCUCUGGGCCCCUAGUUUAUGUAGCUGGGAAGUUGGACUGCGUGGUCUUCCCUGUCCUUCUGCUUCCAGUGUUCCUGGGUUUCCUUCUGCGGCGUGGGGCCUCGCCAAGGACUCGCCGGCCCUGUGGGGCCACGGCUAGAGUGGUGCCUUUUGCGAGUUCUCACAAGUACAUCUUAAAACCUUCAAGAUGGUUCUAGCAGAUCUUGGAAGAAAAAUAACAUCAGCAUUACGCUCACUGAGCAAUGCCACCAUUAUCAAUGAAGAGGUACUAAAUGCUAUGCUGAAGGAAGUGUGUACAGCACUAUUGGAAGCAGAUGUUAAUAUUAAACUAGUGAAGCAGCUGAGAGAAAAUGUUAAGUCUGCGAUUGAUCUUGAGGAGAUGGCGUCCGGUCUGAACAAAAGGAAGAUGAUUCAGCAUGCUGUGUUUAAAGAACUUGUAAAGCUUGUAGACCCUGGAGUUAAAGCAUGGACACCGACUAAGGGAAAGCAAAAUGUGAUCAUGUUUGUUGGAUUGCAAGGGAGUGGUAAAACAACAACGUGUUCAAAGUUAGCAUAUUUUUACCAGAGGAAAGGUUGGAAGACCUGUUUGAUAUGUGCAGAUACAUUCAGAGCAGGAGCUUUUGACCAGCUUAAACAGAACGCCACCAAAGCAAGAAUUCCGUUCUAUGGAAGCUAUACCGAAAUGGAUCCUGUCAUCAUUGCUUCUGAAGGAGUGGAGAAAUUCAAAAAUGAAAAUUUUGAAAUUAUUAUUGUUGAUACAAGUGGUCGUCACAAACAAGAAGACUCCUUGUUUGAAGAAAUGCUUCAAGUUUCUAACGCUAUACAACCUGAUAACAUUGUUUAUGUGAUGGACGCAUCCAUUGGACAGGCUUGUGAGGCCCAGGCAAAGGCCUUCAAAGAUAAAGUAGAUGUAGCUUCAGUAAUAGUGACGAAACUUGAUGGUCAUGCAAAAGGAGGUGGUGCUCUCAGUGCAGUUGCUGCCACAAAAAGUCCAAUUAUUUUCAUUGGUACAGGAGAACAUAUAGAUGACUUUGAACCUUUCAAAACACAACCUUUCAUUAGUAAACUUCUUGGAAUGGGUGACAUUGAAGGACUGAUUGAUAAAGUCAAUGAGUUGAAGUUGGAUGAUAACGAGGCACUUAUAGAGAAGCUGAAGCACGGUCAGUUUACAUUGCGAGACAUGUAUGAACAGUUUCAGAAUAUUAUGAAAAUGGGCCCAUUCAGUCAGAUCUUGGGGAUGAUUCCUGGUUUUGGCACAGAUUUUAUGAGCAAAGGAAAUGAGCAGGAGUCAAUGGCAAGGCUAAAGAAGCUGAUGACGAUAAUGGACAGUAUGAAUGAUCAAGGUGGUGAUAUGUCAAAGAAUGUGAGUCAGUCACAGAUGGCAAAAUUAAAUCAACAAAUGGCCAAAAUGAUGGACCCACGAGUUCUUCAUCACAUGGGUGGCAUGGCCGGCCUUCAGUCGAUGAUGCGGCAGUUUCAGCAGGGUGCUGCUGGCAAUAUGAAAGGCAUGAUGGGAUUCAAUAACAUGUAAAGAAGCCGCCUUACUAGAGACGGACAUGGCUGAUUAUGUUAUCCGCUGAGACCUCACAGUUUCUCUCCCACUUGCAGACGGGGAAGAAGAAUUUCUUGCCUGUCUUGCCUUCAUUCUUCUGUCUCACCUUUUCCUUGUCUUCCUUCCCUUCUCAUGUUUGGGAGGAGUGACUGAUUCUUGUGGAAGUCAUCAUUUCUGCUUUAAAUCUAUUAGUUCUCAACGUCAUAACACUUCUUAAGUUAAACAAAUCAUGAUGUAAAAUUUUAGUACUUAAAGGUUUUUAAUUGUCUCAAAGGCCAAGCAUUACAUUUAUAAACAGUUGCGAUCAGUAAAUUACAUGAUAUUGAAGAAAAGUGCUACAAAAUAAACUUCAAGUGAUAAGUUAAAGGGUUCGUUAACUUUCUUUAUGGUUUGAUGUGGUCAGCGUACCACCCAGAAAAUAGACAAAAAGCCAGCAGGUACAUUUAAAGGGAGAUAUGGUAGAAUAAUUUAAUCAUGAGUAUUAGAAAAUGUUAUUUAUUUUAGAAUAAAAUAACUUUAUUACAAGAAACUUUAGCUUUGCCAUUUAAAGUUGAAAUCAAGACUUUGGUUACAAUUCAUAAUGUAUGAUAUUUUAUAUGAAACUUAAAUUUCUUACAUGCUUUGGAGACUCGUGAUCCUUGAUUGUUUUUAAAGCCAUUUUUAUGUUUCUUACAUACAAUUGAAAAGUGAUGUGUUUUGAUAAUAGAUAAUACAUACAUUUGCUAAUGGAAAGUAAUAUUAAAUUAUUAGACUACAGUAUUACAUAUUAAAAAUAAUAAGACCAUGGCAACAUUGGUUGGGUUAUUGAUAACUAUUGCUGCCUAUGUCUGUCCUGGGAUCUCAGAUAAGUAAGCUUCAAUUCCAGCAAAGCAAGCGUUAGCACUUGUGCCAUAACACAUGUGUGAAGGUCAGAGAACAACCCAUUUUUUUUCUAUUUUCUUUCUUUUUUGGUGUUUUUUGUUUGUUUGGUUGGUUGGUUUUUGUUUUGUUUUGUUUCUUUGAGUCAUGGUCUCAUUAUAGCUCUGGUUACUUUUGGAGCUCACUAUGUAGAACAGGCCGGCUUCAAACUCACAGAGCUUUGCCUUCCUCUGUCUCCUGAGUGUGUGAUUAAAGGCACAAGUGACUAUGUUGGGUUUCAGAGGACAACUGGCAGAAGUCAGUUCUCACUCCACCAUGUGGGUAUAGGGAUUAAACUCAGCUCAGUCACACUUGGCACCAAGUGCCUUUACCCAUAGAGCCAUGUCACUGGCCACAGUGACAGAGAGAGAGAGAGAGAGAGAGAGAGAGGUGGGGGUGGGGGGGUUGAGUGCAUUCUCCUCCAUGCUAGUGUACACAUUGUUGGAAGUCAAGACAACCUCAGGCGCUAGUCCUUGCCUUCUCCAUUGUUUAAACAGGGUCUCUUGUUUGGGGCGUUCCAUGUAGCCAGGCUAGCUGGCCUCCAAGCUCUUGGGAUCCUCUGGUUUUCGCCUCCCAUCUUGCUGUGGAAGCACUGGGGCUACAUUGCUACCAUGUCUGACUUUUGUUGGUUUUGGGAAAAUGGCCUGGAACCCAUGACAAAUCUCUUGCUUUAGCCUCCUAAAGGCAGGAAUUUUAGUAAAUUUACCAUUCUUAGAGAAGUAUCCUCAUAAAGAAUGCAGUUGAGUUGGGCAUGGUAGCACUUAGCAAAUUCCACUAUUUAAAUAGAGGCUGAGGCAGGAAGAUCAUGAUUUGGAAGCCAGCCUACGUUAGGUUGGCCCUGUCUUAAAAACAUAAAAUGCAACAAAAUGCAUCUGGUUCUGUGGUUUGCUAAGGGACAGAUGUUUUAGCUAAGAAUUGUUAGCAGAGGAGUAGGAUUUCCCUAGUGGGCAUUGUAUGAAUCCACGAGAAAAUUACAUAUUUUAUGUCCUGCAAAAGUGGCAUAGCAAGGUAUAGCUAUAGAAUCUGAAACUAGAGAAAAUGGCAAUUAAACUGCACAGCACCUUUUCUGGGUAUGCGUGUUAGUGAUUUCUGUUUUCUGGAUAUUUUGUUCUGACUAAAUAAAGAUAAAUGAGAUGAA